GUAUCGAUCAUCUUGCAAAACAAGAAAUUGUUGUGGUGGAGAAAGAUGAAGCGGGGCCAAGUAGCAGUAGUAGAACAAGUUGAUUACCAACCAAGCCUAAAGGUCUUUUUCCCACAACGAAGAAGAUCAAAUCAUUUGCAGAAUACAAAAAAGGCAAAGGAAAGCAAUGGAAAAAAUCUGCGUCGCCAAAAAAUUCUGAUGAAGACAAACUUCAAGUCGCCAACUCAAAAGAACGUGAUGUGUGCAUCAGCAUUGGUCUGCUAGAAUGGAAUAUUAAGGAGAGUAUUCUCAAACCAAAAAGGGGUAAGAAAUUAGUGCUUCGUGUAUCCAACAAGGCUAACUACAAAACAGUUUGUAGUCAAGCCGUUGAGAAAUGGAAAGCAUUUUACUCUCACUUGUACUCCGAAAGCGAUGACUAUGUUCUGCUGUAUGAGAAUGGGGAAGAGGCCCUCUUUCUGCCUGGAUCCACAAAAGAGUUCUUUAGCUUAGAAAGAUAUCAAGAAGAAUUGGGAAAAGAUUAUAACAGAAUUACGUUAUGUCUGUGCACAUCUUUCGACUACAUUAUUUCUCAGGGCAUUGACAGUGACAAUGAAAAUGCUUUGCUUAACUGUGAUAUUCCUGAUGACCAUGGUACAAGCAUUGAACCGCAUGUACAUCCAACUCCAAAACGCUUAAAAGUUGAUGUAGCUGAAAACAACAAACAAGAAGAUUUUCAAAUCCAAAACGAUGAGAAAUUCGCCAUUGAGCUUCAGCAACAAUUUGAGGAAGAAGUGGAAAGUGAGAUCAACAUAUUGACGGGGAAGAUAGCAUACCAGUGGUAGAAGAUAGCAUACGAGUGGUAGAAGAUAGCAUACAAGUGGUAGAAGAUAAAUCUGAAGAAACCAAAGAAGAAUUCAUUCAUCAAGCAUCAGUCAUAGAACACCUGGAAAAGAAGACUGACAAUUCUAGUCAAUUCUUCAUUGUCUUUAGAAGGAAAGUACCUUUUCAAAGGGUACUUUCCCUGUGGCAACGUGCCACAAAAAAAUCUUCACCUACACAGAGACUAACUGUUAAAUAUGUUGGCGAAGAUGGGAUAGACACUGGGGCACUUGCAAGAGAAUUUCUUACAGACUGUAUGGAUAAUAUGCGCUCUGCUAUGUUUCCUGAUGGGUGCCCCGUUGACUCCACAUACCACAUUCAGAAUGGCAAUUUCCGUACGUGUGAACAGAUAGCUGCUGUGAGUCUAGCACAAGGAGGUCCGAGUCCAUCCCUUUUUGAAGAAUGUGUUUAUGACACCCUUGUCAAUCCAGAUAUUGAUAUGAUGAAACUAAACAUAGAUCAACAUCUUACCAAGAGUGAAAAGGAAUUAGUCAAUAAAAUUAGAAAUGACAUCAAAGGUAAUCAAGACAAAAUAUUAGACUAUGGGUACACAGGUGUAAUCGAUGAUGGCCAUGUGGAUGAAAUAGUUCGAUCUAUUGUUGUUAGUCUUGUUAACAAGAGAGUAUUGUACCUUAAAGAAUUCAUGCAAGGCCUUGCACUAUAUGGCAUCGACGAGCUACUAAAGAAAGCUCCUGGUUUAUGCAAGUAUUACUUUGUUCAAGGGUUAAUUCAAGACAAUAUUGAUGCAAAUUAUCUUUUCUCCUGCAUGUAG
Paramuricea clavata is the source of this 1630-nucleotide messenger RNA. The record is from the annotation of a GenBank genome assembly. NCBI's taxonomy places the organism in Eukaryota, Metazoa, Cnidaria, Anthozoa, Malacalcyonacea, Plexauridae.